Messenger RNA from Hevea brasiliensis (rubber tree), 1094 nucleotides. RefSeq names its product protein Iojap, chloroplastic. Gene Ontology annotation, molecular function: ribosomal large subunit binding. Lineage: Eukaryota; Viridiplantae; Streptophyta; Magnoliopsida; Malpighiales; Euphorbiaceae. The record is from RefSeq and is a predicted model, not a curated record. The transcript is spliced from 5 exons. The coding region runs from base 54 to 770 and encodes 238 amino acids. Gene Ontology annotation, biological process: negative regulation of translation; negative regulation of ribosome biogenesis.
CUGUAGAUGAGAAUGCUGCUCCUCUUUAAUUUUGUCUAUCGUGUGAAGCGAUAAUGGCAGCGUCCACCUCCCUGUUUAUCGCCGGCGCUGGGAAUCAUUACUCUGGUGAGUUCCAGCUACUGGGUUGCUUUGAACCUCGACUCUCUCGAAGACACAGAAUUCAAUCUGGGUGGUUAUGGCUUAAUGAGCAUCAGUUACCGCAGUACAAUUGGUUGUGCCGAAUACCGAGAGCCAUAAAAUUGAAAUUAAAGCCCAGUUUCGCUCUUCGCAAAGACUCUGACGAUAACCUUCUCUCGAAUGUAGAAGACACUGAUGAAAUGUUUGAUGACUUGUUUAAUAAAUAUGGGAAGGUGGUAUUUAGGAGAAACGACCAAAAGCCUCCUAGUGCAGAGGUUGAUGAUGAUGCUGAAAGUUUGUCAUUUGCUGUGGCAAUGGCCAAGGUUGCAAGUGAGGUUAAAGCUGCAGAUAUAAGGGUCCUUUUUGUAAAGCCUCUCGUGUAUUGGACUCGGUUUUUCAUCAUUGCAACAGCAUUUUCACGCCCUCAGAUUGAUGCUAUUGCGUCAAAAAUGAGGGAUUUUGCUGAGAAGAAGUAUGGAAAAGUUCCAACAGGGGACACAAAACCUAACUCAUGGACGCUGUUGGAUUUUGGUGAUGUAGUGAUACACGUAUUUCUUCCUCAACAGAGAGCUUUCUACAACUUGGAAGAAUUCUAUGGCAAUGCAACACCCAUUGAACUCCCUUUUGAGAACCAACCUCCAUUUCACAGUUAAAAACGACUUUUCUUGAGGACCUAAAAAGCCUUAAUUGAUAGCCACAUGUCACGGUGGCUGGAUGGUUGCGAUUCAAUUUCAAUUCAGCCGCUUGAUACCCGUUCAGAGGCCUGGCAAUGUCGACUGGGACCUCUGACAGUUUUCUUUCUGGAGAUGAGCAUUCAUUAUUCUGUGAAGCAGGAGCAGCACUAGCAUUAGUAUUUACUAAUAUGUAUCUUGGCUUCUGUUGUUGCAUAGUUUACUCCAAACAGUUGGCGGAUCAUAUAUGCGUAUCAGCCAAACACCAUUGUAAUAUGAAAGCUUGAACAUGUUGGUUUGGGUGAA